Molecule: messenger RNA, 3452 nt
Organism: Ylistrum balloti
Lineage: Eukaryota; Metazoa; Mollusca; Bivalvia; Pectinida; Pectinidae
Exons: 5
Coding region: 324-2993 (889 amino acids)
Source: RefSeq, a predicted model, not a curated record
CGUCGCGCCUCAGCCUCGCCGAGCACGCGGCGAACAAACUUAUGUGGAGUUGAACUUACAUUACCUUGACGACAGAACAAAGGCCACACGUGGGACGAAGAAAUUAUGUGAAAAUAUGUACAAAAUGUCUGAAUAGUGAGUUCUCGUUCCUACAUUGGGCAACACAGACUGGUCAACUCAAGAUCAUCCAAAGUUCAACACAGACUGGUCAACAUAAGAUCAUUACAAGGACAACACAGGGUCAUCAAAGGCUGUUCUAAUAUUUGUCUGGUCUGUUUUCUGUAGGAUAAGAUCCUAAUGAACAGAAACAAUAUACAGGCAUCAUGCAGGUUCAUAUCAAGAGAGAGCAAAAUGAUGACAAAUAUUCAGCUAGUGAAGAAGUAUCAUCUGCUACACAAAAUGCUUACAUGUCAUCUCAGGAUAUUGUGGAUCAACAAAAUAGCUGCCCACCAAACCGACCACCCCCACCGUUGAUAGAGGCUUCACAGGUAGCUGCUCUGAACAAUCAGUAUCUCCAGAAUGGCACAGUUGCAAGGCAGAUACCAGACAAUCAAGAACCUCAGCAUGCCAAUAUUGCUGAACCUGUGAAACAGAAAGUGCCAGAAACACAAAUAGAUUACCCAAGUUUUAAAGGCAUGUUUGGAUGGACGACGAUUGAUGGAGUUAAUGUGCCUUAUAUCUUCAGAAAAGAUAGAAAAUUUAUGUCUGUCAGAGUGGUCGAACAGAAGUUGUUGAGUCGCUACCCAAACUCUUAUCCUGAUGAACUGGGUAAACACCAGCCUCUUACCAGCUACUUUAUCACUACGCACGAGGCAAAGCUCCUCAAUGAGAUCAACAUGGAGCAUUGUGGAGGUGAAUUUGGCCAAAAAGAAUUCAACACCAAAGAUUUGAUAGUGUUAUUGGAAGAUUUCAGUGAAUUCCACAAUCUUGUGAAAAAGACAUUCCCAGAACAUAUUGUGAAUGCACCUCCUCAACACCAGAUCAACCAGGCAAUGGUCCAAGAGAGUAAGAAUCAGGGCUGUGGCUGGAUACAAGUCAACAAUACUGUAACCCCUUACAUCAACAAAAACAAUGACAAGUAUGUCCCACUGUCAGUGAUGAGAUACGCAGCCUCACUCAAUGUUCCUGCACAAGGUAUACUUCCAGAGCCAGAGGAAUGCAAUUUAUUGAACAAAGCCUGUAAAGAGGUUGGUUUCAAUUUCUCAUUUUCAAAGACAACCAGGGUGGUGUCACUUAGUGAGGUCAUGAAGCAUUUUCCAAUAACAGUUAUUGACUUACCAUCAGACAAUCCUUUAGAGUAUGCACAAUAUGUGGAUGUGCCUGCCAUGAAUCAACAACCACUACAAUCAAUGGCAGACAUGCAACAACAGAAUGUUAUGAGACCUCCUCUUAACCAUGCUUAUCAAAAUCUACAAUCAGUCAAAGAGGUAGAACAGGCACAGCACAUGCAAGCCCAGAUAGCUCCGGACAGGUUCCCACCUCCCACUAGGGGACCAGGCCCACCUGGAGGGAUUCACCCAGCCUUCAUGGAUCCACAUUACAUGUUUUCAUACAACAGAUUCCCAUACAAUGUGUACAAUGUGCCAAGUGGUCCCCCUAAUGUGACUGUGAAUCCCAUGUCAAAUGGCUUUGGUGGGGGUCAAAUGCCUAUGCCACCUCCACCCUAUCAACAUAACCAACAGAUGAAUGGUCAAGUGAGACCACAGCGGGCUGUAAUGGGUCCCCAGAAAGGACCUUCACCAUCUCGGAGUUCAAGUGGUCCAAUGCCACAGAGACCACCAAGCAUUAGUCGGUCCUCAUCAUCACCAUGGCAAGACCAAGCCAGCAAGCAACAGUCUUCCAUGGGUCGGGGCAAAAUGCCAUACUCUCGCUCUUCCAACAUAUCAAAUCAGCAUUAUAAGUCACAACACCAGCAAGCAAUUUCUGCGCAAACAAUAUCAGCACAGUCAUCAGCAGCUAACCAGUCUAGAGUGUUGCCACCAGGAGCACAUAUGCAAUCAAACUUAUCAAGACAGUCCCAGCACAGUGGUAAAUCCCCAAUAGGUCAAAAUGGCAAUUUGACACAAGGCCAACAUAUCCCUCCUCCACCUCUCAUGUCAGGUCCUCACACUGGACCAAUGGGCAGCAUCACACGUACCUCUCCUCAGGCUCAAUCAUGUCCUCCACUAAUCACCUCUGCCAACAAUGGCCUUCCAAAUAGUAGAUCAAGACAUAGAAGUGGAACAUCACCAAUGAACCAACAAACAGUUCAUGAAAAUGGUACCAAGUCUCCUGCAUCCCAAGCAGCAUCUCCAGUAUCAGGAGUGCAGACUGGGCAGGGAAAGACAAGUGAAAACAGUAGUGGAAAGUCAGAAGUGCCUUCUCUGACAGAAUGUAUCAAAGGAGUGUGGCUAGGUGGCAAAAGCAUAUCAUGUAUGCAUCUGAAUGGACCAAAGCGGACAGGCAAGUUCUGCCUAGUGGAAGCUGUGUGCAAACUUUACUUCAAUGGUUGUAGUGUCAAUGAGUUUCUUUUUGCAUUGGAAAAUGUGUUAAAUGUUCCCCUUGUGACUUGUACAGAUGAAGAGGAAAAGGCAUUUAUUCAUUACUAUAGUUUACCUGUUACUGUGUUAAAAUGUAACAAAAUGAUUGAUUUUGAUGAUUUAGAAAAAUUCUUCCCACAACUGACAUAUGUAUUUAGGGGUAAGAUAGGAUCAACAGAACCACACAAGACUUUGUCACAAAAUGGUGGUGCUCAAACUCCGUCACCAGAAAAAACAGGCAAUGGUGCUACGACUGCUACACAUUUUGGAAAUCAAAAUGGUGACCAAAAAACUUCUAUUCAGCAGAGGAAGAGGGCCAACUCCAGUAUGCUUCCGAACCAAUCCAAACUAUCCUGUCGACGUCUUGAUGAAGCAGUACGGAAACUCCAUAGUCAGAAGAUUAAUGAUAGUGGUGAAGCAGUCGAGGCUGGUGACCGUGAGACAAGUGGAGGAGCAGUCAUUGUACUGGACUAGGUGUUAAAGUCCAAGGCCUCAUUAUAGCUACCUGUCAGCAGCGACUUUUCGUUAUCAAUGAUAAGAGCUGCAACUUAGUUUGAACAGCGUUUAAUUCAACAUCUCAUGAUGCCAUAAUUACAUUGUCCAUUGAUUAUUUAUUUUCUUAUGUAAGUAAUUGAGCUGCUGAAUGCUUUUUCUUAAAAUAUAACCAAUAACUCUUUAUAAUUAUACAAGCUAGAGUUAAACUAGAUAACAGGAAAAUCUAAUUUCUUAAUAAGGUCAUAUAUAUUGAAUACCAAUGUCUGACAUUAUAUGUAAGUUAUCUUUCUGGACAACAUCAGCUUUUGUAGCCUUAAGGUUCACUGACCCUGAUUUUGUUCUAUUAAUAAUACUAUUGUCCUCUACAACUGAUAUGAACAACCCUAGUGAAUGAACAGGUUGUCCUUAUAAGGAUAUACCUGAAAGUUAAAUGUUCAG